Messenger RNA from Camelina sativa (false flax), 1292 nucleotides. RefSeq lists its product as uncharacterized. Lineage: Eukaryota; Viridiplantae; Streptophyta; Magnoliopsida; Brassicales; Brassicaceae. The record is from RefSeq and is a predicted model, not a curated record.
UUGACACCCCUCGGCUCAAUUGCUAUGGUUCGUUUACAAUUUGUCAUUGGCCCAAAGAUAUUUAUUUAACGAACGCUUGCUUUCAGUAUUCGGUUAAACUGUAGUGAAGCAACGUCAGCAGGCUAAUAUGCGCCGUGGUAACAGUGGUGCCACCUCCGGAUCUGCGUCGGUUCAGGAUCUUAUCAUCUCUCUCCCACUCCUACACUUCUGUGUUGAAGCAAAGCCCGUUAGUCGUUAAACAUCUCAUAUCCUAAAAACGCUGUCGUUUAAGCUAUGGCGUUGAGCUCAGCUUCUCUUAGUAGACUUAAUACUACCUCUUUGUCUCUCUCGGCGAAGAAGACGAAUCGAAACCCUAGAAAUCCAUCUCUCUCCUUCACCAUUACUAGCUCAUCGUCCUUUGACGAACCACCUAAACCUUCUUCUUCUACUCCACCAAUUCGCGUCUCCUCGAGCUCUGUCCCGAAAGCUCGAUUCAUCGCUCGUCAGAAACAAUCCAUCUCCGUUCGUCAGCUCCAACGACCUCUAAUUGAGUAUAUGAGCUUACCUGCAAGUCAGUACUCGGUGCUUGAUGCGGAGAGGAUUGAGAGAGUUGAUGAUAACACGUUCAGAUGCUAUGUUUAUAAUUUUAAAUUCUUCAACUUUGAAGUCUGCCCUGUUUUGCUUGUCAGGGUUGAAGAACAACCUAAUGGCUGCUGCAUCAAGCUUCUGUCCUGCAAGCUUGAGGGAUCUCCUGUUGUGGUUGCUCAGAAUGACAAAUUUGAUGCUUCUAUGGUGAACCGGGUAUCAUGUGAUAGCACUCAGGAGGGCACAUCAGAGCAACAAAUUACUUCAGAUGCAGUCAUUGAGGUCAAUAUCGAGAUCCCUUUUGCAUUUAGAGUGUUCCCAGUGGGAGCAGUAGAGGCGACAGGGACACAGGUCCUUGAUCAAAUUCUUAGACUCAUGCUACCACGAUUUUUGUCUCAGCUCUCGAAAGACUAUCAAGCAUGGGCUUCUGGAGACACUUCAAGGCAACCUCUUGGGACCGGCGAGAUCUGAUAGUAAAGCAAAAGCUACCGUACCUGGUUCAGAGAUCCUGCACCUCCUCGAGUUCAAGUCGGGGAUGUUAGCAUAUUCUCGAUCUUUUCAAUGUGUUAUGCUCGGGUAUAAUGAUCACAAAUGAAUCUCUGUAGUCACUGGAAUUGCGACCCUUUUCAUUAGAAUACGUUUGUUUGUUACACUGUAAAAUAUCAGACGGUGUGUCAUGUUAAUCCAACCAGAAGUUCCUUAUAGGGAUCUACCUUUUAUACCAAAAA